Aspergillus fijiensis CBS 313.89 is the source of this 1569-nucleotide messenger RNA. RefSeq lists its product as uncharacterized. The transcript is spliced from 2 exons. Lineage: Eukaryota; Fungi; Ascomycota; Eurotiomycetes; Eurotiales; Aspergillaceae. The record is from RefSeq and is a predicted model, not a curated record. The coding region runs from base 1 to 1569 and encodes 522 amino acids.
AUGUGCCGUUCUAUUCUUGCUUUCUAUCUUUUCCUGUCUGCCGAGAUAUGGUGUAACUGCAUUGCAACCGCAGCAACUAGCCCCUUCGCUGUAUCCUGGUCGGACCAGACGUUUGGAUUCGACGGUCCGUGGCGCGCGGUAACAGUGGAGGUGGGAUCGCCAGGACAGGAGCUGUCAUUAUACCCCGGAGGCAGCUGGGGAGGCUCCGUCUUCCUAGAGUCGAUUUGCUCCAAUUCCACCCUCGCGCCCAUCUGCCACACCAGCAAGGAAGGGGGCUUGUUUGACGGCAGCAGGUCUGCCACAUUCGACAACGAAUCAAUACAAUUUGGCGCAGCAGGCGCAUUUCGUGUGGGGGAGGCCGAUGCUGUGCGACAAUACGGCACGGUCAGGUACGGAUUCGACUACUACGAUGUUGGUGGCAAAAGGAUACCGAACGUAUCGACUCGAUGGAUCACAGAUGCGUAUCGUGUUUAUCCUGGAGGGAAAGCUUACCCCGUCGACCUGGAGAUUCUCUCUCUAGGCGCAAGCGACAUCAACCAAACUUUCACUCAGGAUGACGACAAGCCCGCCAUCCAGACCACUUUCGUCCCGAGCUACAUGUUUGGCACCCUCAAAAUGCUUCCAUCUUACUCCUAUGGCAUGCGCAUGGGCUCGCAUGGACUUCUGGCCAAGGGGAACGCAUCAAUUGCCCCCGGCAUCACUGUGACCACGAGCCCCGCGGACCCUUACCUCUACCUGCCCCAAAGCACAUGUGCAGCGAUCGCUGCCGAGCUGCCGGUCAUGUAUCAACCCGACUACGGGCUUUACUUCUGGGACACCACGGACCGUCUAUAUAGCCAGAUCAUCACGUCACCAGCAUACCUCGGGUUUGUGUUCAGCAAGAACUCGCGCAACAACGCCAACUUGACCAUCAAGGUCCCAUUCUCGCUGCUGAGUCUGACGCUCAAAGCUCCUCUCCUGGAGAAUUCGACAUCCUACUUCCCUUGCAUGGGCACAACCGGCACCUAUGCGCUGGGCCGGGCCUUUGCACAAGCAGCAUUCAUUGGUGUCAACUGGGGACUUCCCGCGGGGAACUGGUUUCUAGCCCAGGCUCCCGGGCCCAAUAUCCCUGGCUCCGCAAGACCGACCGUCAUCAGACCCGGUGAUGCCACGAUUUCCGCGAACUUGAGCGAAUGGGAGAAUAGCUGGGAAGGACACUGGACGGAGCUACCUACUAUGCGCGGAAGCUCUGGGUCACCGGACGACGACGGCGGCGGCGGCGGUCUUUCCGACAUUGCCAAGGCCGGCAUUGGGCUGGGCGUGAGCCUGUCACUCACCCUGACGGCGCUGGCGGUAGUGGUACUAUUCCGACACGGGAGAUGCACUACACUACGUUCCCCUAAGCCCAUCGACGACGACGAGGGGCUUGUUGCUGUCGGCUUGCACCCGCGGGAUUCGCUGUCGGCAGGCGUCCCGCAGGCCCGACAGCUCGGGCACCCAAGGACUCUCGCAGAGUUCAAUGAUCAGCCCUCUGGGCAGGUGUAUGAGCUCCAGGGCCAGCGCCAUGGUAGUGUAUAUGAGCUUUCUUGA